AUGGCAAAUUGUUAUUCUCUUUCCAUCCCUAAACUUGAGAGAAAGACUAUUGAGAAGAACAGAAGGAACAACAUGAAGACUCUUUACUCUCACCUUUCUUCUCUUCUCCCUCCCAAGGAAACUGGAUUUGCAGUUACCGAUCAGAUCGAUGAUGCCAUAGACUACAUAAAGAAUUUACAGACAAAAAUAGAGGAAGCAGAGGAGAAGAAGAAACAACUUCUAGAACGUGGUACAAAGAGAAAGCAACCUUCACCCACCACCACCGCCGCCGCCGCCGCCGCAAUCUCCGGCGAUAUUCCAAGAUCGGCGGAAAUUGAUGUCAGAGAGACGGGUCCCACUGUUGACGUGGCUAUCAGUAUUUGUGGGCUGGACAUGAAUUAUCUUUUCUAUGACACAAUCCGUGUUAUUCAUCAAGAAGGAGGCGAUGUUAUAACUGCAAAUUCUUCUAUAAUUGGAAACUCUGUUUUCUACACUUUGCAUGCUACGGUGAAGAAUUAUCCGAUCAACUAUCAUUACGGUCGUAUAACAAAGAGGCUUCAAGAAUUGAUCCACGGACAACAAAACGACGACUUGGAAGAACAGAUUGAUCAUGAUCAGCUAGACUUAUGGAAAUUCGAUGCUCAUUCUGAUAUUUGGGAGUUUGAAUUUCCACAAGUGUUGAUGCUUUGA
This is a messenger RNA of Impatiens glandulifera, 669 nucleotides long. Its product is annotated as transcription factor bHLH162-like. Bases 1 to 669 code for a protein of 222 amino acids. Lineage: Eukaryota; Viridiplantae; Streptophyta; Magnoliopsida; Ericales; Balsaminaceae. Gene Ontology annotation, molecular function: RNA polymerase II transcription regulatory region sequence-specific DNA binding; protein dimerization activity; DNA-binding transcription factor activity, RNA polymerase II-specific. Gene Ontology annotation, biological process: regulation of transcription by RNA polymerase II. The transcript has 3 exons. Gene Ontology annotation, cellular component: RNA polymerase II transcription regulator complex. The record is from RefSeq and is a predicted model, not a curated record.